Messenger RNA from Cydia splendana, 1986 nucleotides. RefSeq names its product transcription initiation factor IIA subunit 2-like. Gene Ontology annotation, molecular function: RNA polymerase II cis-regulatory region sequence-specific DNA binding; RNA polymerase II general transcription initiation factor activity; DNA-binding transcription repressor activity, RNA polymerase II-specific. NCBI's taxonomy places the organism in Eukaryota, Metazoa, Arthropoda, Insecta, Lepidoptera, Tortricidae. Gene Ontology annotation, cellular component: transcription repressor complex; nucleus; transcription factor TFIIA complex. The transcript has 5 exons. Bases 405 to 1670 code for a protein of 421 amino acids. The record is from RefSeq and is a predicted model, not a curated record. Gene Ontology annotation, biological process: RNA polymerase II preinitiation complex assembly; negative regulation of transcription by RNA polymerase II; regulation of cell cycle process.
CAAAAGCCUCAAAAAUCAUAUCCACCUUAAUUAUUAUUAUUCAAAGUAAGCGAACACCCUGUACGAGGGUUGAGGCAGCCGGCUUGGCACGAGCCAGGGCGCCCACCCUCCGUCAGUCCACUCCCGACCGUUCUACAACGCGGACCGCGCACCCCUAGCCCGAAAAAUACGAAACUAAACUUUUCACAACCCUAUUUUCAAAAUAAAAAUAAAGUGCCGAUAAAAUUUUUAAACAGCCAGCCUACAUUCUUUUCUAAAUUCGAUUUUUAAAUUUAAAAAAGUUGAUAAACUUUUUAAAAGUGUAGGGGUGUCGCCGGCUGAGUCAGCGAGGAGCGAUACAGACAAAAUAUAUAAAUGGAGGCGGAAAAUGUUUCCUGCUUUUGCAAAGACUUCCUCUAAGUAAUAUGGAAGCCACGUUACCAAAUUUUCACCGGCUGUCGACUUCAAGAUUUUACCAACAGUAUGCUGCUCCACCAGUCCGUAUAUCCACAAAUUAUCUCCACGACCUGAUCCCACAGCAGCAUCCGACUCUUCUGCAGCAAUAUUUAGCCUAUUACAAUGAACCUCUCGUUCCGCUUGACCUAUCCCUUAAAUCUACUAUCCCUAUUACACCUCCUUGUACACCUCCGCCGGCGCAAAAAAGAAAAUCUCCAGAUGAAUCCAAACACCCAAAAUCACCUAAAAUAUUCAGGCAUUUUGAGGACAAUGAUACCAAAGAGGAAACUGAUUCUAAAUCAGAGAAAAGAAAAGUUGACGAAGAAAAUUCAAACGACAGCGAUAGUCCGGAGGCGAAAAAGCUUAAAUUUACCAAACAAUUUUUCGAAGAACUUAAAACUUGUUUGCCGGUUGAAAACGAUACACCAACAAAAAGCGAAAGAAGUUCUCCGGAAGUUGUUGAAGUCAAAGAUGUUGAAGAACGUCCGAAAAAAUCCGGAAAACCAACGCAACCAUUAAAAAAGAGCAAAGCAGUGCGAAGGUUGAUGUUCGAUGAAGACAAGACAUCUCCCGUCUCCGGAACCAUUAUAAGAGAUCUAGCCGAAGAUGAGACUUUAGUCGUUCGCAAGGGCGACAUAGACCCCGCAUUCAACGUGGUGGAGGUGACGGAUGAGGCCAAGGCGCUGAUAGCGAGCAUAGAUAACCGCCUGGGCCGGUACAUCUGCCGGUUAUGCCGACGGCUGUAUGGGGACGCGUUCGCGUUGGCGCAGCACCGAUGCUCGAGGAUCGUGCAUAUCGAGUACCGGUGCCCUGAGUGUGAUAAGGUGUUCAACUGCCCCGCAAACCUGGCGUCUCACCGCCGCUGGCAUAAGCCGCGCGUGCCCGGCGCGGCAAAACGCCGCGAGCCACCGACGUCGGAACCUGGGCGGUUCCCGUGCCAACAGUGCGGCAAGCUGUUCAGGCGACAGGCGUAUCUUAGGAAGCAUAUGCUGGCUCAUGAACAACCGGAGGAGAAAGAACCGUCGGCGUUCAAGCAAGUGCGCUCCGAGUUCCCGGCGGCGUAUCAACCGCAGGAAGCCCGCGACAACAACUUCAACACCUACUGGAACAAGAUCCCCGCACCAGCGCAGGACUUCAACUGGGAGCGUCGGUGCGCGUCCUCUUGCUCGUCCGAGGACUCGCGAAGCCUAGACGUGACGGGGUCCGAGGAUGAGGACGGCGGCGGGGACGGCUGACGACGCGUGCUGCGGCCCGUGCCGCGGUUCCCCGUCUACGCUGCGAACAUGUACCCCUAUCAGUAUGUGCAUGAUAAUCCGCAGAUGUACUUUUCUUAAGGACUUGAUAAAGUUGGAAAUACAUGAUGCCGUGCGGCAUCACGCGGUUAAGCGUGUUCUGCGGUAAACAAACGGUGAUUGUGAAUGUGGAUGGCAAUCGUUUCAACUUCAACGGACGUAUGAGUUCAUGAAAAUUGCGUUGUCGAAAUUUUAAAACUUAAAAACUCCUUCACAAGCCUCGAAAUAUACAAUACAUCCAGUAAAUAGGUAGGUACUU